UCUUCCCACCGUCCCACGUGUAGCAGGAAGAGGUAGUUGUAAACACUGCUCUGUAAUGUGGCUACAUUUAGAAGUAAAGUGACAUUUCCUUUCACAGUCACACAUUCUGCUGCUCUUCUUCGAAAGUAUUCAGCUAGAAGUUUUGGUUAGACCAACAGGAUACAGAAAGGCAGAAGUGCCUUCAGAUCAGAUGUCUUCCUCCUCUUCACAUUCUGUCCUCCUAAACACGGGGGUUCAGAUGCCCCUCCUCGGUUUUGGGACCUACAAGUUGGUGUCUCCUGAAGAUGUCUCCCGGGCGGUGGAUGCAGCGCUGCUUGCUGGUUAUCGUGCCUUUGACAGCGCAGCCGUCUACCUGAAUGAAGCUGAACUGGGCCGAGCGCUUAAGCAGCUUCUGCCCAAACAUGGCUUAACCAGAGAGGAUGUGUUCAUAACCAGUAAGCUGGGCUCCAAGGAUCAUGGUGAGCGAGCCAUGGAAGGAGCCCUCUGCAGCCUGUCUGAUCUAGACAUGGGUUACAUUGAUCUCUACCUGAUCCACUGGCCGGGAACACUGGAUCUAGAGAUAUCUGACCCACGCAACUCUGGUAACAGAGCUCAGAGUUGGGCUGCUCUGGAGGAGCUGCAUGCCCAGGGGAAGCUGAAGGCCAUCGGAGUGUCCAACUACACACCAGCACACAUGAGGGAACUGAUGCAGAGCUGCAAAAUCCCUCCUGCUUUGCUGCAGGUAGAGUUCCACCCAAAGUUCUGCCAGGCAGAGCUGAGGGAAGUGUGUGAGGAGUUUGGAGUGUGUUUCCAAGCAUACUCCUCCUUAGGGAAAGGGGAUCUGGUCACUGACCCUGUGGUUCUGGAGGUGGCAAAGAACUGUGAACGCACUCCUGCACAGGUCCUGUUGCGCUGGGCUGUGCAGCAGGGUGUCCCCGUGCUGCCGAAAUCCUCAAAUCCAGACAGAAUAAAGGACAAUGCAAGGCUUUUUGACUUCACACUGAGUGACACAGACAUGGACAGACUGUCAGCUUUGGACUGUGGGCACAAGUACUGCCGGGACGCAUCACAGGUGGUUUGAUAGACCACACAUGGGCUCAUAUUAAGCAUCUUAUCAAAUGCAUUAUGCUGAUGUAUUAAGGAUUAAGUAGAUAUGCAUAAUGACAUCUUACAUUUUUGACAGAUUCUGCCAAUAACCUGAGUUAAAAUAUCAUCGCUGUUAACAAAUAUGUCAACAUGCCCCCAUGUUAAGACAAGUUGAGAUUCAAAGUAUUACUCCGGCUUGUGUUCUAGUUGUCCUAUGAAUUGUUAAUGAACAUAUUUGCAUUGAAA
Eleginops maclovinus (Patagonian blennie) is the source of this 1311-nucleotide messenger RNA. RefSeq lists its product as uncharacterized. Gene Ontology annotation, molecular function: oxidoreductase activity. The record is from RefSeq and is a predicted model, not a curated record. The transcript has 6 exons. NCBI's taxonomy places the organism in Eukaryota, Metazoa, Chordata, Actinopteri, Perciformes, Eleginopidae. Bases 191 to 1060 code for a protein of 289 amino acids.